CAACGCGAUGAACACUUAUCCUUUACCGUGUUCGACCAAAGUGUUUUACCAUAAAACUACCCAAUCGUCCGUUUUCCGUACAAGCAGCGACGUGUCCCUACAAAGUCCAUGGCCAGUAAGACAAUAAAUUAAACACAGAAAACGGGUACAACGUCAGGAGUAGUACAUCAGCCAAUGUCCGUUAUUUGACAGUAUUGACUACUGGACAGUGGACGUUCGUCGUUCAGUAAUAAUUAGUAUUCCCUUUCCUCCUGUCUAUAGUAACACACACGCACACAAUACGACUGCUGGAACUUCUCGUCAGCUGCUGGAAAACUCAAAACAUUGAUAACGUCAUAUCACGUGUGCACACGUUAUGCGGCAUUAAGCAUAUUAUUAUUUGUUAUUUCUUUUUUUAAUUAAAGAGCUAUCUCAAUUAUUACGGUUUACCGUUUUGUGACCAUCGGAUUUGAUAUUUAAAGCCUCGAUGCAGAACUGGUUGGAAUUUCAAGCUGUGGUGAUGGCUGCCGGCAAAGGCUCUCGGAUACCCGAGAUGACCGCUACAAAGCCAAAAUGUUUACUGCCGGUGGGCAACAAACCGAUGAUCUACUAUCCACUGAAACUAUUAGAAAAUGCUGGAUUCAAAGAAACUAAAAUAAUUGUACCGGACAAUUAUGCUAGUGAUAUACAAGAAGAAAUUGAUCGUCUGGGCUUUGAAAUGAAUUUAAGUUUUGUUCCAAUUCCAUCAGACGAGGAUUGGGGAACAGCAGAUUCGCUUCGGCACAUUGCUGAUUAUAUUACAACAGACAUUAUUGUUUUGAGCUGUGACCUUAUUACCAAUGCUGAUUUACAUCAAGUACUUGAUGUGUAUAGGAAACACAACGCUUCAUUAGUGUCUUUAUACUUUUCACCAACACAAGAUGAAAAAUGUGAUUUUGUCAUACCCGGGCCAAAGUCUAAAAAUAAAAUUGAAAAAGAUAUUAUAGGAUACGACUCUAAGACAUCUAGGCUCCUUUUAAUGGCAUCAGCUUCAGAUUUUGAAGAAACUAUGCCGUUGAGCAGUGCUUUACUAAACAAAUGUUCGAACCUAAGUUUGUGCUCCAAACUAUUAGAUGCUCACUUGUAUGUUAUGAAACGAUGGCUGGUAUAUUACCUUGUUAAAGACAAGAACAUGUCAACUUUAAAAGGAGAACUACUUCCAUUUGUAGUAAAAAAACAGCUUUCCAAACAUAGUGUUAAUAAAAAUCUUGAUGAAAUGCACCUAGUUGAUGACAUAAAACCUGAUAUAUUUUCAAUGUCUAGAGAAUCAGACAUUGAGUACAAUAUUCGAUCUAUGUCUUCAUUUGGAGACUCAGCCGAUUCUGGUGAAAUAAUUAAGUGCUAUGCAUGUGUGUUAGAUUCUUAUGUUGGCAUACGAGCCAAUAUUUUACAUGAUUAUUGUAAAAUCAAUAAAAUUAUUAACAAAUUAAACAUCGAUUCAGGCGAUGAAAAAGACAAAAUAUCUCCUGAAGCUGAAAUACUAUCCAAUCAACUAGAUAGAGAUACUUGUUUUGUUGGUCCUAAUACUAAAAUAAUGGAAAAGACGUCAAUUAAAAAUUCUAGCAUUGGCUCACGAUGUACAAUUAACCCAAAGACUAGAAUAACUGAUUGUAUAUUAAUGAAUGGAGUAAUUAUUGAGGAAAGGUGUGUGCUACAAAAUUGCAUAGUUUGUCAUGACGCUACGAUUAGUGCUGGAUGCGAACUUAAAGACUGUUUAAUAAGUGGUAACUUCAAAGUUCCUUCAGGAGGAAAACAUUAUAAUGAAGUACUGACAGCUAUGGACAGAUUAAUGGAAAUAUAAAUAUUUUUUUUAUUCAAGAUUACAAUAUGUAGUAGUUUUAUUGUCUUUGUUAAUGUUUUAUCAUACAAUCAUUAUCCAUUAGUUUGCUAUUUGAAUUAAUAAUAAAACAAUUUUCUAUGGAAAUGAAA
Messenger RNA from Adelges cooleyi (spruce gall adelgid), 1947 nucleotides. It is a transcript of the gene eIF2Bgamma, whose product is annotated as translation initiation factor eIF-2B subunit gamma. Gene Ontology annotation, cellular component: guanyl-nucleotide exchange factor complex; eukaryotic translation initiation factor 2B complex. Gene Ontology annotation, biological process: cytoplasmic translational initiation; biosynthetic process. The record is from RefSeq and is a predicted model, not a curated record. The transcript is spliced from 8 exons. NCBI's taxonomy places the organism in Eukaryota, Metazoa, Arthropoda, Insecta, Hemiptera, Adelgidae. The coding region runs from base 467 to 1819 and encodes 450 amino acids. Gene Ontology annotation, molecular function: guanyl-nucleotide exchange factor activity; translation initiation factor activity.